AUGCCUCUCAUCUAUGCACUUGGGUCAAAUGGCGCCGGUCAAUUGGGAAUAGGCCAUCUCAAUGACGUGGCCAAGCCUGAGAAGUGCAUGUUCGUCUCGAAAGAAAGCCGAAUCAAUGUUGAUGGAAGCCAAAUCGACAGAGAGCGAAAGGUGAAGAAGAUUGUGGCCGGUGGGAACCAUACCCUAAUACUCACAGAAGAAGGGAAAGUGUUCGCAGCCGGAAGAAAUGGCGAUGGGAGGCUUGGUUUACCAAUUGAAGGUCAUGAGGAUGAAAAAUCGAAAUUUGAGGAAGUUGAUUUCUCAGAGAGUGAAGAGCUUACGGCUUGUUUCGGUAGCGAUACUUGGAAAGUAACGGAUAUUGCAGCGACCUGGGAGGCUUCAUUCUUUGUCGUCAAUCACAAAUUCAUUCUCACCUGUGGAUCAGGCCUAAAAGGGGAACUUGGCCUAGGGACGGAUAUCCAAGUAGCCAACACGAUGAGAAAAGUCUUCGAGGUUGAUGAGCCCGGUGUACAUAUUUUGGAUAUUGCCGCAUGUAUGGCACACCUUGUUUUUAUCACUUCUCAAGGCCUGGUCUUCGGUUGGGGAGGAUGUCGGAAAGGCCAGCUGGGCCACGAUCUGGAGAAAGAGAAGACCGUGUGGAGCCCAAGGCGUCUUGGUGAUGACUUGUAUCUGAAACCUGAGAGAGUUGUCGUUGGUCGAGAAUAUACCGUAUUGAUGCGAUCAGGUGAGAACCCGGUCUUCUGGGGAAAUUCGAAAUUCUUCGACCCCAAGGAUGUGAAAAGGGCAGCAGAGAAUGACCUCCUUGUUUCGGGAUGGAGUUCAAUUCAUCUAUUGUCUUCCAGGCCGACAGCUCUGAUAACGAGUAUUGGCCGGAAUGAUCGAGGCCAGCUUGCAUCAAGGACAUUCCCUCCACUCCAGACCCUAGCGACCGGGAGUGAACACUGUGUUGGGAUUACCUCCGCUGGUAAAGUGAUCGCUUGGGGAUGGGGAGAGCACGGUAAUUGUGGUGAUCCACUAGACAGUAAAGGUAACGUCGUCGGUCGCUGGAAUGAGAUCAUCAUUCCAGAGUCAGCAGAGGGCACUCAGGCCAACAGAGUGGCCGCUGGGUGCGCCACGACUUUCAUCAUUUGUGACAGAGGCGAAUGA
Exophiala bonariae is the source of this 1146-nucleotide messenger RNA. RefSeq lists its product as uncharacterized. The coding region runs from base 1 to 1146 and encodes 381 amino acids. The record is from RefSeq and is a predicted model, not a curated record. The transcript has a single exon. NCBI's taxonomy places the organism in Eukaryota, Fungi, Ascomycota, Eurotiomycetes, Chaetothyriales, Herpotrichiellaceae.